Molecule: messenger RNA, 2900 nt
Organism: Pseudophryne corroboree (corroboree frog)
Lineage: Eukaryota; Metazoa; Chordata; Amphibia; Anura; Myobatrachidae
Gene: PIWIL4
Product: piwi like RNA-mediated gene silencing 4
Exons: 22
Coding region: 162-2708 (848 amino acids)
Biological process (GO): regulatory ncRNA-mediated gene silencing
Cellular component (GO): P granule
Molecular function (GO): piRNA binding; RNA endonuclease activity; protein binding
Source: RefSeq, a predicted model, not a curated record
GCUCUGCGCCACCGUUGGUUGGACCGGGUGUGGCCGCAGUUUGCUUCUGCGUUUGCGCAACGUCUGGGUGUGUCCGGCGGCGUGUGCAGCGUUUGCGCCAUUUGGGGUGUGGUCGGCGGUGUGCGCGGAAGCUCGGGGGCAGGUGCAGAUACUCGGGAAAUAUGGACGGACGGCCUCCUAAAAGAAAGCUGUCUGAUAGUGGACACGGUUCCAGUACCAGAACAUCUGAACGGAGCUACUCCGGGGAUGAAAACGACAGUGUAAAAGUUCUGCAGAACAGACACAAUGCCAGCAGCAACGGGAAUGGCGGUACCAUUUGUACCGUCUCGGCUGGAGAUGGCAGGUACGUGAUUGCAGAGAGGGGUCGGCGCCUUGGACGUAAUAUACAAGAUAUGGGUAUUAACACCCGGCAGACCAUGGCUCACGUGAAGGAUCGUAAGACAGGAACAAGCGGGAGCCCACUGAAGCUUGUGACCAACUUGUUUGGCUUGGGGUUAUCCAGCCAGUGGCUACUGUACCAGUACCAUGUGGACUUUAACCCCGCCAUCGCCUCCAUGAGACUUAAGGCUGCCUUACUGUACAGUCACGGGGAGAUUCUGGGCACUGCCCGUGCAUUUGACGGAGCUAUGCUUUUCUUGUCACGCAAACUGGACGACAAGGUUACGGAACUGACCAGCACUACAAAGAAUGGGGAAGUUAUAAAGAUCACAGUGACCCUGACAGCUACACAGCCAGCCGGGUCUCCCGUCAGCAUCCAGUUCUUCAAUGUUCUGUUCAAGAGGGUAUUUAAAUGUCUCAACAUGUACCAGGUGGGACGCAAUUACUACAGUCCUUCGGACCCCGUGGAAAUUCCUCAGCACAAGUUGAUGCUCUGGCCCGGUUUCUCCAUCUCCGUCACAAAUCUGGAAAGUCAGCUAACUCUGAGCGCCGACGUGAGCCACAAAGUUCUACGCAGUGAGACCGUCCUGGAUUUCAUGAAUGAGCUCUACUCUAGGAUUCCCGUGGAGCGUUUCACCGAUGCCUGUGAAAAAGAGAUUCUGGGGAUGGUUGUGCUGACCAGGUAUAACAAUAAGACAUACAGAGUUGACGACAUAAAUUGGUCCACCAAGCCAACAGACAAAUUCCCAAAAAAGGAUGGAACUGAGAUUUCCUACGUGGAUUAUUAUAAACAGCAAUACAAUCUAGAGUUGACCGAUCUAUUCCAGCCCAUGCUUGUCAGCGCCCUGAAGGUAAAAAAGAAGGAUGUCUGUGACGUUCCCCGUGCUGUCCACCUGCUCCCAGAAUUGUGCUACAUCACUGGACUGUCGAGCCGGGCACUUACGGACUUCCGCCUGAUGAAGGACCUGUCCAUGGAAACACAAUUAAACCCGGAGCGCAGGCAACAGAGAUUGCAGCGGCUGGCAGAAAACAUUGAGGAGAAUCGGGGGGCGAGCUCGGAGCUGGGAAAGUGGGGACUGCGACUUCAGCAGCAGUUGUCUGUCACCGGCCGCCUGGUGCCACCGGAGAAGAUUUGUAUGAGGGACAAUAUAUGCCAACCGAUGUCAGCUGCGGACUGGUCUCGGGAGACACGGAACGCAAGGGUGAUCAGCGCUAGCUCCCUCUCCAACUGGCUGCUGCUAUUUACCCACCGCAAUGGGGACAUCGUUGAACAGCUGAUUUACAGCCUGAAGAAAGUAGGAGAUGGAAUGGGCUUUAAUAUUGAAUACCCCAAAACAGUACAAGUAGAAGACAGCUCUAUCUCUUACCUGCGUGCUCUGCAGCAGCACGUGACCCGCGACGUUCAGCUGGUGUUCUGCAUCCUGCCUUUCAAUUCAAAGGAUAACUAUGAUUGCAUAAAGAAGUUCCUGACGGUGGAGUUACCGGUUCCCAGCCAGUGUGUGCAGUCCCGCACGCUAAGCAAGCAGCACAUGCUGAUGAGUGUGGCUAACAAGAUCACCAUGCAGAUGAUCUGUAAGAUAGGAGGAGAGCUGUGGUCCGUGGAGAUUCCCCUCAAGUCGCUCAUGGUGAUCGGGAUUGAUGUCAACAAAGACGCGCUGAAUAAAUCUCAUUCAGUCGUUGGGUUUGUGGCCAGCACCAAUUCUAGGCUCACAAAGUGGUUUUCACAAUGCAUCAUUCAAAAGACAUCAACAGAUUUUGCCGAUUGCCUGAAAGUGUGCAUGAGAGGCGCAAUUGAAAGGUGGCAGAAAUGCAAUAAUGAACUACCGGGCCGCAUUAUCAUCUACCGUGAUGGCGUCGGGGAUGGACAGUUACAGAUGGUUUUGGAUUAUGAAAUCCCCCAAAUUCUGAGCUACUUUACUGAGACCCGGACUGCUUACAGCCCUAAGAUGACGGUGGUUGUGGUGAGAAAACGGUGUACCGUACGAUUUUUCAGCGAAUCAAACAGAGGGUUACAGAACCCGCCGCUGGGCACCAUCGUUGACAGCGAAGCUACAAGACCUGAAUGGUACGACUUUUUCCUGAUCAGCCAAAAUGCUCGCCAGGGGUCUGUGAACCCCACUCACUACAACGUGCUUUUCGACACCAAUUGUUUGAAGCCGGACCACCUGCAGCGAUUAACGUAUAAAAUGUGUCACCUGUACUACAAUUGGCCGGGGGUGAUCCGCGUGCCCGCUCCCUGCCAGUACGCACAUAAGCUCACCUUUCUCGUUGGGCAGAGCAUACACCGAGAGCCCAGCCUGGAGCUAUCACAUACCUUGUUCUACCUAUAAGUGCUUGAUCUGUUUCCUGAAGCAGGAAGGUAACAUGCUGCCCUUGUGAAUAAAACAAGGGGUCGGUCUGGACCACUGUACAUCUCUGAUUGAAGUGUUGCUUCAUGUCACAUUUUAUACACGGUUUUAUGAGAAUGUUCUUCAUCUUUUGUAACCAAUGUCUAGUUUGUUAUUAAAACCUUAUUGUUUGUA